Gadus chalcogrammus (walleye pollock) is the source of this 4038-nucleotide messenger RNA. RefSeq lists its product as uncharacterized. NCBI's taxonomy places the organism in Eukaryota, Metazoa, Chordata, Actinopteri, Gadiformes, Gadidae. The record is from RefSeq and is a predicted model, not a curated record. The transcript is spliced from 2 exons. Bases 677 to 2698 code for a protein of 673 amino acids.
GUAUUUUAAGAAUCUAAGCUACCCACACAUAGACUCAAUGAAGACCAAACAUAUUAGCCGUAAAUACCAUACAUAGCCACAAGGGGAGCCUUACUGAAGGCUGCAAUAGAUACUUUAUCCACAGAGGGCAGCACCACAGACCAAGCGAGGAAAACCGAGGAUUACGUCCCACCGGUUUUCUCCAAGUCUUCCGGUCCUCCGAGUCCAUAAGAAAGCCUCCACAUCUUGGAGACAGGUAGAACUCUCCAGGCAGCGCUAGGACAUUCGUGGGCUAAAGUCUUAGACCAGCUAGGAGAACACUCUCGCACGUGCUAAGGCACAUCUUCAAUCUCUCUUAUCUUCAGAGCAUCAGUUUACCAUACCGAAAAUACUUUAUACAAAUAAAGUAUCUUUAAAGCUAUUCCUUUGGAUUCGACCCCUCUUUCCUUGAAGAACAUAAUAAUUGGUUGACCCCGACGUUCGUGGAAAGUCCGGACCGAGACUGGCGACCGCGAGGCCGUUCGGAAAGCAGUACAAGCUACUUACAGGCGCCACAACAAAGAGGACCGACGUGGGGCCCAGUGGCACCACCUGAGCCGGUGCCGCAAAGCAGAUACUCCUGGCAGAUCGUGGACUGAGACCCUGACCGACCUAGCUGCACUCCAAGCCAAGGACAAACACUCCUCAUCCCAAGACGAUGGGCCACAGCGUGCCCUUGGGAAAGUACCUGGUAGGAUUCCUUCUGGUAGUCCUGUUCCAAGAAGGAGCGGGAGACAACAUCGCCAGGUACCCACCGCCUAAACCAACAACAACAGGUCAGGUCUCGUUAAGGUACUGUCGAGGGAUAGAAAGUAUCUUUGAGCUGAAUUUUUGUGAUAUGCUGCCCUGUGGGACCAGGAAGGACCGGGUCUACCAGGCAGAAAAGUACAUGUGCGUAAGCACCAGACGAGACGGUAGCUACAUGAGAGAUUAUUCCUGCGAGGCGUGGUUUCAGACAUCGUGGCUUACCCAUCCUGGGUACAAGGAGGGCUAUUAUCCCCUGAGGUCCAACUACAAGGAAAUCCAAAAGGGAAUCUCCCUUACCAGAAGAUUAUAUGGCUAUAAAGAAGUCUGGAGCAAUAAUGGUCUAGCAGUCAAGGGAGAGUCAAUAUUCAUAAAGUUAAGGGCAGAUUUACUCAUUCCCGAAAACAGAUCUCAUAAGACAGACAAAGGCCUGGUUUUUCUAACGUUAAGGGCGGAUACUUAUGGGGAGGACCUAAAGGUAGUUAUCCAUCUAUCAGGAGUUGCAUGCGGUCCCAAUAAAUUUCCAUCUAGAGGGACGUAUGAUUCCUUAGGAGCGCCUCAUCUCUCACCACCCCCGGUAGUGCACCCAAAUGGAGGGACGCACGAAGAAUAUUGGGAGGUAAAGACGGGUGAGCUUGAUCAGAACAUGUGGUUAAAAUGGAUGAACUACACGGCCCGGGCCCAGGGCAAGACCAACUGCAUUAUCUGUGCCGCCGGCCGCCCCUCCUUGACCACAGCCCCCGCUAGAAUCACCCCGCAUAAUUCACCGCAAGGUUUUGUUUGUUUAUUGGAAUUAUUCGUGGACGGCCACAUCCCAGGGUGCACAAUUGCAAUAAAAUCCAGACUAAAUAACAUGUAUCCUCAGACCCCGAUUAGAUCUUUACCCCCAAGAUUUGAAGUUAAUUUAACUCCGGACUAUCAUUGUAUCACAGGAAGGGGAACAGGGAGAAAGGUGGGAUCAUUUCCUCUUGACUCUUGUAACACCACUAGAGAGAUAAAAUUGUUGUCCAAUAUGACCCGUGCCCGUAGUGAUAUAUGGUGGUUCUGUGGAGGUCUGAUCCUCAGGGGAGUUCUCCCCUUUGAAUUCUCAGGAACAUGCGCAAUCAUACAGUUAAUAAUGCCCAUCUACAUUUUACCCGAUAGCAAGACGGUGAUGGAUCUCACAUUAUCCAGCAACGGUGGUCUCCCGGACUUGACCCGUCGGAAACGAGAGUAUGCACCAGUCCCGGGUAGUUUUGAUAAAAACAUAUACAUAGACGCAAUAGGAGUACCCCGAGGGGUCCCCAACGAACAUAAAGCCCGGAAUCAGGUAGCGGCAGGAUUUGAAUCAGUUCUAUUUUGGUGGUCUACUAUUAAUAAAAAUGUUGACUGGAUAAAUUACAUAUACUAUAAUCAACAACGGUUUGUUAAUUUUACAGAAGAGGCAGUCAAAGGACUGUCCGAACAAUUGGAUGCCACCUCCCGGAUGACCUAUCAGAAUAGGCUAGCUUUAGAUAUGUUAUUAGCAGAACGAGGAGGGGUGUGCGGGAUGAUAGGGACAACAUGUUGUACAUUUAUCCCCAAUAACACAGCACCAGAUGGGUCCGUGGCCAGGGCAUUGGCUGGACUGCAAUCCCUCAAGUUGGAGUUGGCCGAGAACUCCGGUAUUGGUGACCCAAUAGCUGGAUGGAUGGAGAACCUGUUUGGUAGGUGGAGAGGUAUGAUCCAGUCAGUACUCAUCGCGGGAAUAAUGGCAGUAGCCGUGUUAAUUGUUGUCGGCUGCUGUUGUAUUCCCUGCGCACGAGGGCUACUGAAUCGGCUGAUCACCACAGCAUUGGGCGCCACAAAAGUGCCAGGUGACAUUCAUGCUUACGUAGGAAUCAGAUAUAAUCCGUUGAACUUCAAUGAGAUACCACCUGAGGAACCUGAACCUAUCCAAUUACAAUAUAUAGAAUAAAAUGCCACCAUUUGUAGCACCUGUGUCUUAAGAUAAUCAACAUCCUGGAUUUACUUGAAUAAUUAAUUAUUGAACCACCAAGACGAAUUGUGUUUGUUAUUAUAUAGUAUUGUUUGGUUAUGAGUACAACUCGUUAUUUCUGAAUCGCUGCAUUAAUAAUGGUACAGUUGAUCUUCUUUGAGGCGAUUGUUUUACAGGCCACCUGUUACUGACACGACGACGACGACGGAGAACCUGUUUGAAGGCUCCCAUGAUGUAGGAGUAACCCCUCUGAGUUGAGCCCUUGACAAGGAGGGACGAGUCUUGGGUUCAUGAAUUACAGGCCAGACGGCGACAGAAAAAACAAUGACUGCAAUAAUAACAAGCCCAAAACCACCCACAUGAACCGGCGCACCAAAACACGAAGAUCACCUGAACCCCCCAAAUCUAUGCCCAAACCACCCACAUGAACCGGCGCACCAAUACACGAAGAUCACCUGAACCCCCCAAAUCCAUGAUAGCUUGUCAAUUAUUUUGAAAUUUUAAAAUUGUAUUAUGUCUACCAAUUUUUACUUUACUUUUACACAUGAUGAAAAUUGUAUGGCCUUGUAGCACAUAACCAAAAGUAUUAGCUCAGGAUUUCUAUGAAUAGUUUUGUUUGUGUGAUAUUUGGCCAUGUGAUUGUAUGAUAACAAGAUUUAUGUUCAUUGUUGUAUUGUUAAAUAAUGACCUGUAUUCCCAAUGAGACCCACAAGGUGGAUGCCAUUUCAGUAUUAUGAGCCCGUUGUGGUUUUUCCCUCUAUUCAAGAGUUUUCCACAACGGUAGAUGGUGUUGAUCCUAAUUUGACUAUGUUUUCGGUGUGGUAAAUGGUUUUUAUGGUUUAAAAUAUUAUUGUAUGGUCAUCUGAGAUGACCAAGGAGGGACUGUUACGUAUUUUAAGAAUCUAAGCUACCCACACAUAGACUCAAUGAAGACCAAACAUAUUAGCCGUAAAUACCAUACAUAGCCACAAGGGGAGCCUUACUGAAGGCUGCAAUAGAUACUUUAUCCACAGAGGGCAGCACCACAGACCAAGCGAGGAAAACCGAGGAUUACGUCCCACCGGUUUUCUCCAAGUCUUCCGGUCCUCCGAGUCCAUAAGAAAGCCUCCACAUCUUGGAGACAGGUAGAACUCUCCAGGCAGCGCUAGGACAUUCGUGGGCUAAAGUCUUAGACCAGCUAGGAGAACACUCUCGCACGUGCUAAGGCACAUCUUCAAUCUCUCUUAUCUUCAGAGCAUCAGUUUACCAUACCGAAAAUACUUUAUACAAAUAAAGUAUCUUUAAAGCUAUUCCUUUGGAUUCGACCCCUCUUUCCUUGA